Molecule: messenger RNA, 1267 nt
Organism: Cherax quadricarinatus
Lineage: Eukaryota; Metazoa; Arthropoda; Malacostraca; Decapoda; Parastacidae
Gene: mRpL43
Product: mitochondrial ribosomal protein L43
Biological process (GO): mitochondrial translation
Cellular component (GO): mitochondrial large ribosomal subunit
Molecular function (GO): structural constituent of ribosome
Source: RefSeq, a predicted model, not a curated record
CUGCGCCAGCCUUCGUCGGGUGUUGACAUCUCUCUCUCUCGCCUGAUUAUCAGUGACAAAUUUUCCCCGUUCUCACUGGGACGCUUGUCCUCAUCUAUUUUGCCCGCCUGGCACUCUACAGGAGGGGCACCUGUUCAUCGGCUUACUUUCAGCCAGCUCCAUUUUUUCCGCUCUGCGGAAAAUUCUUUAUCGGUCUUUAGUGGGAAGCCGGUUACUGAACUCAGGUGGGAGAGUGAGCGUCCAUCCCUGCUGGGGCUUGGCAAGGGCGUCCAUCGGAUCUAAUUGGAAACUUCAAGUUUCUAUCUCUAUUUACAAAGAAACUUUUGUUCCUUUUCUCUCAUCGCCCAGCCUUGGGCACCAAUUUUUUCUCGUACCAACGAGAAACCGGAAUCGAUACAGCUUAUGCUGUCAGUGGCCCUUAUAAACCCAACAAAGAAAAGAAAAAGAAUCGGGAGUAGCAGAAAUCUCUAGGUAAUCUACUGUUAUAAAUCAAGCAGUUGGAACCUCCCAGCAAACUGCUUGUAUAAAACAAGAAGAAGGAACCUGUUAAGUUACUAGAGGUGUGGUGAAGGAUAAUGACCACCCAGACAUGGAACCGCUUCUGGGGUUCAACUUUUGUUAAAGCUCCAUUACGGAAUGGAGUUGGUCGAUAUGUCCAGCAGCUCCAGAGGAUCACCUUCAAGUUUUGUAAAACUCAUGGUUGUAGCCAAGGCAUGAGGGAGUACAUUGAGAAGGAGCUCAUUGAAUUUGCAAGAGUGAAUCCUGGUGUUGUGGUGUAUCUUAAGCCACGUCGUCACAGGUCACCAUGCCUUAAAGCCGAGUAUUUGAAUGGAGGUGAGGAAUACAUUAGCUGCCACAGAAUGACAAAUGAAGACAUAGUAAAGUGGGUGGAAUAUUUAAGGACACGAUCUGGGUAUCCUGUGGAGCGAUUGCGCAAGUACCAACAUACAGAUCAUCCAUCAAUUCAAGGUGCUUGGACUCCAUGGAUUCACCGUGACCCACUAGUCAAUAUUGCAGAAUAUCCUAUAGAGGAGCUGUCUGCAGCAUUCAAGACUGAGAAAACUGCAACUGAUGAGGUUCUAGAGUUAUUUGAAAAGCAGAAAUUAUCUGGUGAAGUAGAUGUGUCAUAAUUUUUAGAGUCAUUUUUUGCCAUUCUCAUUAAAUGUUUUUGUACAUUCUGUGUAAUAUGAAUGGCUAAAGGUAUUGAUGUAGUCUUUAAUGAUAUAAUAAGUCUUAAAUGAAUUUAAAUAAAACAUCAAUUUAAGAA